CCCUUUGCCGUAAAAGACGUUUGGUAAAUAUGUUUGAUUGUGAAAGAGGACAUAUCACCACCAUUGACUCGACCCACCAGUAAUUGUCACGUGCCAUAUUGACAUUAAAUCGAAACACAAUCUCCUGCCAAAUGCAUGACUUCGUGAAAAUUGAUUCACUUUUGCGACGUCACGGUUAUUGAACGCGAUAACAUUUAUACAGACCCGAAAAUAUAUACUCCAUGUACAUCGUAGCACCCACAGUCACUCUCCACCGAACAGUCUCGCAGACAAGACGCAUCAUUCUAGCAGUAAGAACCUGAUCACCAUCCAAAAUGGCACCUGCAAAUCCUCUUAUCCGUGACAAAUCUUACAUUGGAGGUGCAUGGGUACCUGCCAAGUCAGGAGCGACCUUUGCAGUGACCAACCCUGCAACAGGUGAAUUGAUAGCUAACGUGACGGACAGUGGUGCUGCGGACACUGACCGUGCCAUCGACGUCGCUCAUACAGCCUUCAAGACAUGGAAGAAGACCACCGCAACGGAAAGAGCUGCAAUCCUCAACCGCUUUGCACAACUGAUGGAUGAAAACGUAGAAAACCUGGCCAAGAUCAUCAUUGCGGAAAAUGGGAAGAAAAUGGCCGAGGCCCAGGUUGAAGCUCAGGGUGCGGCAAGUUGCCUCCGAUACUAUGCCGAGGAGGCGACAAGGACUACCGGUGACGUCCUGGUGCCCCAUGCCAGGGGCAAGAGGGUCCUGGUUAUCAGACAACCAGUGGGCGUGGCUGGUCUUAUUACCCCUUGGAACUUCCCAUUGGAGAUGAUAACCAGGAAAGCUGGAGCGGCUUUGGCAGUUGGGUGUACCAUGGUGAUCAAACCGUCAGAAGACACUCCAUUGUCUGCUUUAGCUCUCUGUGACAUGGCUAAGAAAGCGGGUGUCCCAGACGGUGUCUUCAACGUCGUACCCUGUUCCCGACCUAACGCUCCAGCUGUGGGCAAGGUCAUGUGCGAGAGCCUGCUGGUAUCCAAGAUAUCCUUCACUGGUUCUACAGCCGUAGGAAAGAUUCUGUUGAGUCAGGCUGCUAGCACCGUCAAGAAGGUCUCCCUGGAGCUAGGAGGAAAUUCUCCUCUCAUCGUCUUCGAUUCAGCAAAUCUCGAGGCUGCAGUCAUGGGGGCCUUCUUUCUCAGGUUCUACGGCGCGGGCCAGGUGUGUGUCAGUGCAAAUCGCAUCUUGGUGCAAGAAGGCAUCUACGAUAAGUUCUGUGAGAAGAUGAAACAGCAUGUAUCAGGUAUGGUGGUCGGUAAUGGGAUGGACCCAAAGACGUCGAUGGGACCCCUCAUCAACCAACGAGGUGUGGAGAAGGUGGAAAGACAUGUCCAGGACGCGGUGAAGCAAGGCGCUCGUAUCCUGACGGGAGGUAACCGGUCGAAACUAGGAGGGAACUUCUUUGAGCCAACCGUCAUCUGCGAUGUGCCCACAACUGCACUACCAUGUACAGAAGAGACUUUUGGUCCCUUGGCUUCCAUAGUCAAGUUCAAGACCGAAGAGGAGGCGAUCACCAUCGCCAAUAACACCCGUAUGGGACUAGCGGGUUACUUCUAUUCCAACGACAUGAGUCAGAUCUGGCGCGUCGCCGAGGAGAUGGAAGUCGGUCAGGUUGGCAUCAACGACACUUUCUUCUUCAAUAACGCCGCCCCAUUUGGAGGUGUCAAGGAGUCUGGUCUGGGUGUGGAAAGUUCCAAGUACGGGCUACACGAGUUCCAGAACAUCAAGACCAUGGGCUUUGGCCUCCUCUGAGAAGCGUCAUCAUGAGAUGGUGCCGAAGACGAUUAGAUGCAACAGAAUGCCUUGACUGAGCAACUAAAAGAAAAUAGGGCCCAGAUAUUAAAGAAAUUGCCUUAGUGAUCGUUGGAAAAGGGUUUUUGUGAACACUGUAAAUUUACGUAGUCUAAACUCUAUUCCAUACCCCCCCCCUCUCUCUCUCUCACUCUCUUUUUCUCAGUACCUGUUUGUAUAUUUAAUUACUUUCUAGAGAUCUGUCUACAGUAAAUUCUGCAACCGAAUCAAGUAUCAAUUGCCCUUGUUUUCUACAUUUCCCAUUUCCCAUGUAAUUCAUUUGUUAUUGGUGUUAUAUGAUCCGCGGAUUUCUUGAUGUCUUGUCACUCUCUGUACCCAGGAGAUUAAAUGAGGACCUGGUAGGAUGUCAAGAGCCAUUAAUUACUGUACAUAAUUAUCUGCAUUCCUUUUGUAACGUAAUUGCGACGUCACAACCACCACGACUCAACUUAAAAAACAAUUCGAGUAUGAAACAAACUUUCUUAUAUACGUAAUAUUACCAUGGAUAUGCGCAUGGUCUAAAAUGAUAAAGGGUAUUAAAUUCAUUCAAUGCAAUGUUCGAGUUAAGUACAUCCUAUAGAUUCACAUUUUGACACUCGAUUCGGUACAUUAGUUUCCAUUGCAUGGUGAUUACUAUAAUCAUCGAUUCUAUACUUAAUGCUAGUUCUUUUUAGACAAACUCUGAUAUAUGUAAAUCAAUUAUAUUGUAUAUGAAUGCAAAUGAUCAAAUUGAUUAAAAUCAAUCUAUAGAAAAUUA
Messenger RNA from Strongylocentrotus purpuratus (purple sea urchin), 2568 nucleotides. Its product is annotated as succinate-semialdehyde dehydrogenase, mitochondrial-like. Gene Ontology annotation, molecular function: succinate-semialdehyde dehydrogenase (NAD+) activity. NCBI's taxonomy places the organism in Eukaryota, Metazoa, Echinodermata, Echinoidea, Camarodonta, Strongylocentrotidae. The record is from RefSeq and is a predicted model, not a curated record. The coding region runs from base 315 to 1772 and encodes 485 amino acids. The transcript is spliced from 10 exons.